Ilex paraguariensis (yerba mate) is the source of this 283-nucleotide messenger RNA. The record is from the annotation of a GenBank genome assembly. NCBI's taxonomy places the organism in Eukaryota, Viridiplantae, Streptophyta, Magnoliopsida, Aquifoliales, Aquifoliaceae.
GAAGGUUAUUCAUGCAGUGGUCCUAACUCAAGAUGUUAGAAAUUUGCGUCUCAUCUCUUAUUCAACAAUCAAAUCAACUGGUAGGCACCAUGUACAAACCGACAGUUAUGGCAAGAGCAGCAUUAAUAGACGGUCCAAGUAUCUAUCUUAUAAUAAUUCAUGCAGUGGUCCUAUCUAUGCUAAUGGUAGGAUUCCCCAGCUGUCAUGUUUAGCCACUGGGGAAGCAGAUAUGCCUGACGAAGUGGGUUGUCCUUUUGAGAGCGCUGUGUUUAAAACAGAUUGA